Molecule: messenger RNA, 2571 nt
Organism: Poecilia latipinna (sailfin molly)
Lineage: Eukaryota; Metazoa; Chordata; Actinopteri; Cyprinodontiformes; Poeciliidae
Product: delta-type opioid receptor-like
Exons: 3
Coding region: 614-1639 (341 amino acids)
Biological process (GO): immune response; calcium-mediated signaling; positive regulation of cytosolic calcium ion concentration
Cellular component (GO): membrane; external side of plasma membrane
Molecular function (GO): C-C chemokine binding; C-C chemokine receptor activity
Source: RefSeq, a predicted model, not a curated record
CUGACGAGCAGAGCAGGAGUUUAAAUUAGCUAAUCAACCACCGCUGUGUUCACGAGAGGCUGAUUAAUAAUGGGGAAAUAAAUAUCAAGCCUGGAAACCGGAUGUCGUAACGGACUGAAUGUUAUGUUUUUAACGUAAUCUCUGCUCGUCUUGCGGGGCGCAGGCGGUUGCCACGGCAACCGGUGUGCUUAAACGCCGAAGAGACCGAGAGUAAAAAGAAUAUCCCUCUCUGCGGAGAAAAGAGGGGCUGUGGAUUGAUUUGUCCGACUGAGAAGUGAUGUGGAGCGGUGGGCUGCUGCGAGGUGUCAGACCUGAGCUUCACAGUUUUCAUUCAAGCUCAACGGGAGACCGAAGAGGAGCAAAGAGCCUACUGGGAGCCAGCUGAUUGGACGGUACAUGGAAAAUAGAUGCAUCACUGAACAAGUCUGUCAUGUUGACGGUCAUGUCCCAAUAGGAGCAUGUCAAGAAGAAGCAGGUGUUUAUAUUUAACAAUCACCUUCUCCUCUAAAAACUGCCUGGUAUUAUCAGCCGUUUUAUGACUGGUUGAGUGAAAUGACCGAACAAGCUGUUGGGGAGAAUUGAGAGCGUCAGAAUCACCUGGACCGAGCACAGGAUGUGUAACUCUUCUGGCAGCAGCGUGGAGCAGAUGUGUAACUCUUCUGGCAGCGUGGAGCAGAUCUUCGUCCCCAUAAUGGAUUCACUCAUUUUGAUCCUGGGAGUUACCGGACAGAGCUUAGUGAUGGUGAUCUUGUGCAGACGACAGCGGAGGCGUAUGAAACGCGGUGGACAAGCUUCCCAUGCGUCCACGAUCGGCACGGGAACGGACAUCCUGCUGCUGGCUCUGAGCGCUGCAGAUCUGCUUCUGCUCUCCAUGAUUCCCUUCUACUCCGCCGCCAUAGCCAUGAGGAGGUGGCCAUUUGGGGACGUCAUGUGCCGCCUGGUGGGCUUCCUGGGGUCUGCCUGCUCGUCCGCCAGCAUCUUCACCCUGGCGGCGCUGGCCGUCUCUCGUUAUCUGAUUGUGGUGAAACCCACCAGAGCGUACGGCCUGCUCACCCCGCGCAGGGUCUCCAUGGUUGCCGUCCUCCUAUGGGUCCCGGCCUGCUGCCUCGGAGCCCCUCAGUUGGCUUUCCGCUUCGUGAAAACCUCUCAAGGAAGCCCUGACCGCUUCAUUUGCUUUUCCUUCCUGUCUCACGAGCAGCGGAUGAUUUACGGACUGUUUCACUUCCUCGCAGCCUUCAUGGUUCCACUGGUCACCAUCGCGGUGGCAUACGGCAGCAUCUACAUGUUCCUGUGGCGGGGCCAGCAAGCCAGCACGACCCCCCAAGUCGAACGCUAUCAAAGCAAAGUGACUCAGACGACGGCCAUGCUGGUGCUGGCCUUUACUGUGUGCUGGUUGCCCUCGUACGGACUGGCGCUGGCCUUACUGGUCAAUCCACACUGGGCGACCACAGGGGCCACAGGGGCCACGCCGCGUUAUGGCGCCAUUAGUGUGUUUGCUCGCCUAAUGGCAACGUCUUCCACAGUGAUGAACCCUAUCCUCUACGUCCUGAUGUCCCAAAAGUUCAGACAGGAUCUGCUGAAGAUUUUCAAACGGGAACGGCAAAUCGAAAAGAACAAUGUGGUGCUGUCUACUAUCUGACAAUAUCGGUGUAAUCAAAUCAAACAAACUUUAUGCUGUAAGACCUGUGAAUAAAAUGGUUGCCACUUGGCAUCAGUGACAGACUGAAACUGAAAAGCCAUGUCACUCGUUGUGAACCGAUAUUCACCCUUGAGCCGCGUUAGGAGAUUAUUGUGCAAAACGGUCUUAAAAUCUGCUCGGUGUCCAGAUGGUUUACAAGAACAGUAGGAAUUAUCCAUUCUUGGGAAGAGUGGCAAGAAAUAAAGACAAAAAAGGCUCGAUUGUUUACAAGCCAUGUAGCGGAUACAGUAAAACCCACUAAAGAAAACCCACUGCAUGUUUAGGGUCGUCUGUGCAGCAAGGCAUUGCAGCUAGAACUAAAAGGCCUUUAUGGUCUGCAUUCAGUGGUACUUAGAUGAAAUUUUAGCAUUAAUAAUUAGCAAGAAAAACAUGAAUGUAGUAAUCGUGUAGCAUCUGAUGAGAGUGGCCCAGGAACAAAUGCUGGGGUCGACUUACGCUGUGAUUUAUUCCUUUGUAAAGUUCAACCUCAGAUCAGCAAACGGCAUCAAAUCUAAAUUCAUUUCUGUUUCAAGUUAGAAACUCAAUUAAAUUUGUUAAUUAAUGCAUGUUAUUUGUUGAUCAGGAUACCUGCUAGUAGGAAUACAAUGUAAUAAUUUUUCUGCGAUUUGUACUGUCAAACAGCGGAGCAACUAGUUUAAUAAAGGAUGUUUUAUAGCACAGCAUGUGAUUUGUAUAAAAAGUACAAAUAAAAAGUUAUUCCUGUUCAUAUUCAGCCACAUCUAAAGUGCAAAGUAGCCAUUUUGGAUUUUGACGCCGGGGUCGGUAAGAAUCCUCCGACUUGAACUCAGAAUCUAUUAACUUCUCCAACUUUAAAUCUUGUAAAUGUACAUUUCAGAAUAACAACAGAACAUUAAACUAAACUCCUCCUUCUG